Linum tenue is the source of this 6447-nucleotide messenger RNA. Lineage: Eukaryota; Viridiplantae; Streptophyta; Magnoliopsida; Malpighiales; Linaceae. The record is from the annotation of a GenBank genome assembly.
UUCGAAUCCUAAAAAACCUACUGCCCCUUUUGACCGCUCUCUCUCUCCUCCAAAUUAAACUUCUCACUCUUUUACCAAAACUAACCUCUCUUCCUUUUUCCUUCUUUUCUCUCCUAAUUGUUCGUUUUUUUGGCUUCCCCUUCUUCCUUCCUCCCUUUCUUCCUUCCUAUUCGACUAUCUCUUCCCCCCUCCCCAUCCCAUGACCGUCCAUUAAAACCCUAAUUUCUCUCUCCCCCUUCUUCCCACCCACAACAAUCUUCACUCUCCACUCUCGAAAGGUACCAAAACCGAGCGAGGGGGAUUCCUAAGCGUACGGAUAUAUGUCCUUCAAUCAAUCCAGGUCGGAUAGGAGUGAUACCCAGUUUCGGAAAUCAGGGCGAUCCGCCAGCUUCAAUCAGCAGCGGAACACCUCAGGCGGCCCUCCUCACGGUAGAGGCGGCGGCGCCGGCCCCGCCCCUUCACCGUCCUCCUCAUCUAAUCUCUCUUCCAACCGCAGUUUUAAAAAACCUACCAAUGCUCAUGGUGGACAAUCGAGGGUGAACGCACCAGCAGCUAAUUCUCCCGAUUACGCCAGUGCUGUUUCGGCCCAUAAUGUGCAGAAUGGCGCUCGUGUUCAACCCCCAUUACAAGGUCAUUCUGCCGGGACAGCUGCAAAUGAGGUUGCUAGGCCAACUGAGGCUCCAGUUUCACAGAGGAGCACCCGGCCAGUUCCAAAGGCUCCAACUUCUCAAUCUUCCGCCUUGACCCCCGAUAGCGGUACACCGGCUACACCUGUCAAGGGUGAUGUGCCCAAGUCAUUCCCAUUUCAGUUUGGGUCCAUAAGUCCUGGUUUUAUGAACGGGAUGCAGAUUCCUGCUCGAACUAACUCAGCUCCCCCAAACUUGGAUGAGCAGAAGCACGACCAGGCACGCCAUGAUGCAUAUAGAUCUGCUCCUUCAUUACCAAAUCCAAUACCAAAGCAGCCACUACCAAAGGAUACUGUCUCUGCUGACCAAUCAAAUAUAGUGGAAUCUCAUUUGACUCCCAAGACCAAGAAGGACACACAGAUCUUGCCUUCACCACCUGUAAGCCAAACACAAAAGUCUUCGGUUCUUCAGAUUCCUAUGACCUCCGUCCAGAUGCCGUUUCCCCAGCCACAAGUACCUGUGCAGUUUGGCGGGCCAAGCCCUCAAAUGCAGUCACAGGGUGUCACAGGAGCUUCUCUUCAAGUGCCUAUCCCCAUACCGUUAGCCAUGGGAAAUUCCCCCCAGGUCCAGCAGCCAAUGUUUGUUCAAGGUCUUCAACACCACCCAAUGCAAGCUCAAGGCCUCAUGCACCAAGGCCAGAGCAUGAGUUUUACAACUCAAAUGGGUCAUCCACUGCCUCCUCAGUUAGGGAACUUAGGUAUUGGUAUGUCCCCACAGUAUCAACAACAGCAGGGAGGGAAGUUUGGCGGUCCGAGGAAAACAACUGUGAAAAUUACUGAUCCAAAGACUCACGAGGAGCUGAGGCUGGAUAAGCGAACAGAUGUAUAUGGAGAUGGUGGAACAUCAGGCAUGAGGGCUCAUCCUAACAUGCCUCCUCAAUCCCAGCCUAUACCAUCUUAUCCACCUUCUCAUACAAUUAACUAUUUCCCUACCUCUUUUAAUGCCAGUAAUCUAUAUUAUCCCCCUCCAGGUUCUUUGCCGUUGACCAGUGGCCAAGUUCCUCCUGGGACUCAGCCACCUAGAUUCAGCUAUCCUGUUAACCAGGCCCCACAAAAUGUCUCAUUUGUCAACCCAUCUGUUACGGCUUCUCAACCUUCAGCUAAUAGCUUUUCUGCUACUGAUAAAAGUGGGUUGCAAAAGUCAUCCAAGCCCUCUGAAGUUGUCUCACUUCACUCUCGAGUGGAGACUCAGUCUGGGAGCUCCUUACAACAAGUGACUCUCGGGACUGAGACUUCUGGAUCUAAAGCAUUGACGGUAUCAGCUAAAGAUCCUGCUUCAUCCACUGGUAAUGUUGUGUUUCCCAAUCCUCUCUCUGCUGCCUCGUCUGAUCAUUCUGAGGGAUUAGCACCAGGCACUACAAAUGCUGAAGUGAAGACGAAGGAGAACCUUAGCAGAUCCAAUUCCAUAAAGGACAAUCAGAAAAAGCCAGUGAAAAAAGAAUAUGUUCCGCCCCAGCAUGAGGUUGGUGUGAAAACUACUGCAGCUUCGAGUUUGUCCGCUUCAGUAGCCACUGAUGGUUUAACUGAUCCAAACAAGGAAUCAACACUGAUGAUGAAUGCUUCAAAGUCGGAUCUUACAGAAGCCACGUUUGGAAAUGUUGGAGUUGGUACUAGUGGGAUUCCUCUUGAAACUUCUGAUACUGGAGGUGCAACUAACAUCCCCAGUGUUCUUAAUACAACUGAGACUCUAGGGGCGAUAGAAAAAGGAGAAAGUGAAUUACCCAAUGUUGCUAAAUUGGAUGAAAGCAGUUCCGUUACGUCAUCAGCAGCAACUUCAACGUUUGCAGACAUUGUGAAUAAUGCCCUGGAGAAAACUGAUUUGCCAUCAAUGAAUUCUGGCAAUGAGGCUCCUACUGUAGAAAUUGCACAUGAAGUACAGAAUGAACCUGUGACUUGCCAUACAGAAAUUACCAAGACAGCAGAUGAAAAAGAUAUUACCUCAUCCAGUAGUUUCAGUUCAUCAGUUGUUAUGAAGUUGGAUGGUGACGAAACUUUGGGCAAUGUAAACGAUACCAAUAUAGCCACUGACAGUGGCGAUUCUGGUGUUAGAUCAAGUACAGUGAAUCAGCUUGUUGACUGUGAGUCAGGGUUGAAGCAGGGAGAGGACUAUGGACAAUCUGGUUAUGUGGAAAAAACCUAUGAAUUGAGUAGAUCAAAGAGUAAUGCUGGUAAAGGGAAGAAGAAGAGGAAAGAAAUUCUUCAGAAAGCAGAUGCAGCUGGUACAACUUCUGACCUCUAUAUGGCUUAUAAAGGUCCUGAAGAAAAGCAAGAGAGUGUCAGUUCUACAGAGACUACAACUGGUAUGCCCACUAGUACUAGCAUAAAGGAUGCAACUGCUGAUGAUUCUCUUCCUGUGGGUUCGACACCAAGUGAUAGAGGAGCAUCAAGUAAACCCGAACCUGAAGACUGGGAAGAUGCUGCUGACAUCUCCACACCGAAGUUGGAAAGCGUUGACAGUGGAAAGCGACCUGGGGCCAGUUUGUUGCAGCAGGAUGAAAAUGGAAACGUAGACAAGAAAUAUUCCAGAGACUUUCUCCUGAAAUUUUCUGAACAAUGUACUGAUCUUCCUGAGGGUUUUGAAAUUACAGCAGAUAUAGCAGAUGCCUUGAUGGGUCCAAAUGUCUCUCAUCUCGUCGAUCGUGAAUCAUAUACUAGCUCUGGAAGAGUUGUGGAUAGGUCAAACAGUGGAUCGAGAAUGGACCGGCGAGGUGGAAACAUGGGUGAUGACGACAGGUGGAACAAACAACCUGGUCAUUAUGGCUCAGGGAGAGAUCUGCGUGUAGAUAUAGGUUAUGCAGCAAAUAUGGGCGUCCGACCUGGUCAAGCUGGAAAUUUUGGUGUCUUGAGGAAUCCACGAGCUCAGAGCCCAAUGCAGUAUGCUGGAGGAAUAUUAUCUGGGCCAAUGCAAUCAGUGGGUGCUCAAGGAAUGUCCAGGAACAGCCCUGAUGGUGACAGGUGGCAGCGUGCUACUAAUUUCCAGAAGGGAUUAAUUCCUUCUCCGCAGACUCCAUUACAGGUGAUGCACAGAGCUGAGCGAAAGUAUGAAGUUGGUAAAGUAACUGAUGAAGAACAGGCCAAGCAGAGGCAACUGAAGGCCAUUUUGAACAAGCUCACACCUCAAAAUUUCGAGAAGCUUUUUGAGCAAGUGAAGGCUGUUAACAUUGACAAUGCAGUCACUCUAACAGGCGUUAUCUCUCAGAUUUUUGACAAAGCUUUGAUGGAGCCUACCUUCUGCGAAAUGUAUGCCAACUUUUGCUAUCAUAUGGCUGGGGAUUUGCCUGAUUUCACUGAAGAUAAUGAAAAAAUAACAUUCAAGAGACUACUUCUGAACAAGUGUCAGGAGGAAUUUGAGAGGGGAGAAAAAGAGGAAGAAGAAGCUAAUAAAGCUGAUGAGGAGGGAGAGACCAAACUGUCAGCAGAGGCAAGGGAAGAAAAAAGGGUGAAUGCUCGAAGAAGAAUGCUUGGUAAUAUACGGUUGAUAGGAGAGCUAUACAAGAAGAAGAUGUUGACAGAGAGAAUAAUGCAUGAGUGCAUCAAAAAGUUGUUGGGCCAGUAUCAGAAUCCUGAUGAGGAGGAUGUGGAAGCAUUAUGUAAGUUGAUGAGCACCAUUGGUGAGAUGAUAGAUCAUCCGAAAGCGAAGGAGCAUAUGGAUGCUUAUUUUGACAGGAUGUCAAAGUUAUCAAAUAACAUGAAACUAUCGUCGAGGGUUAGAUUCAUGUUGAAGGAUUCUAUAGAUCUUAGGAGGAACAAAUGGCAACAGAGAAGGAAGGUCGAAGGGCCAAAAAAGAUUGAUGAAGUGCACAGGGAUGCUGCUCAGGAAAGACAGCAUCAAGGCGGCAGGGGUUCUCGCAAUCCUAGUACGCCUGCAAGAAGGGGAACAAUGGAUUUUGGCCCCAGAGGGUCAUCUAUGCACCCUUCUCCAAAUUCUCAAAUGGGUGGUUUUCAUGGUUUCCCCAGUUCACGUGGAUUCCCAAGUCAGGAUGUUCGGCAUACUAAUGAUGAUAGACAGUCGGCCUUAUCAGUUCCCUUGCCUCAAAGACCACUUGGCGACGACUCUAUAACUUUGGGUCCACAAGGUGGCCUUGCUAGAGGAAUGUCGAUUAGAGGGUCACCUGCUGCAAUUGCAGCAAGUCCUUUGACUGAUAUUUCUGCAUCACCCGGUGACUCUAGAAGAGUGGGAUCUGGUUUGAAUGGUUUUAGCGGUGUGUCAGAGCGUCCUAUUUAUGCCCCAAGGGAAGAUCUAAUGCCGAGAUAUGUUCCUGAUAGAUCUAACGUGCCCCAAGAUCGUAAUGUAAAUCAUGUUAGCAGGGAUGCUCGAAAUAUGGAUCGUGAUUCUGAUAGAUCUCAUGCUGCAUCACUACCUUCUCCAUCACAGGCUCCUAUUGAUAGCCAUAAUGCACCUUCAGAAAAUGCAUGGCCUGAGGAACGCCUAAGAGAUAUGUCAAUGGCAGCUAUCAAAGAAUUCUACAGUGCCCGAGAUGAGAGAGAAGUAGUCCUAUGCAUUAAAGACCUGAAUUCUCCAGGGUUCCAUCCUUCAAUGAUCUCACUCUGGGUCACAGAUUCAUUUGAGAGGAAAGACAUGGAGAGAGACCUCUUAGCUAAGCUUAUUGUAAGUCUUGCAAGGUCUCACGACGGAGCACUGACUUCAGGCCAGCUUGUUCAAGGGUUCGAGUUGGUGCUAAGUACGUUGGAGGACGCUGUGAAUGAUGCCCCUAAAGCUGCAGAAUUCCUGGGACGCGUCUUUGGACGAGUUGUGGUGGAAAACGUGGUGCCCCUGAGGGAGUUGGGGCGGAUAUUAAAGGAAGGCGGUGAGGAAGCCGGACAGUUACUGGAGGUUGGGCUAGCUGGAGAUGUUCUUGGAAGCACUUUGGAGAUAAUAAAAGCAGAGAAAGGGGAGAGCGGGUUGAAUGAGGUCAAAUCCGGAUCCAGUUUACGGUUGGAGGAUUUCUUGCCUCCACAGCCCAGCAGAUCAAGGAUACUAGAAAGAUUUAUUUAGGCAUACAUAAAUAUAGGGGAGAGAGAGAGCCAUGGAGGUCGGGUUGUAUGUGUUGUUAGAGAAGGGGAAUUCCAGUUUCUUUUUCUGCUAGUGCUGCUGCUCUUAGGUUUACUUAUCAUUUGAGUACGUAGUAGGAGAAGUUAUUAGUUUUUGCAUGUGGGUUCGGUUGGGGUCGGUCAGGAUGGUUUGGUUGGGGCCUUGGCUGGGCUGGCUGGCGUUUUUUUCUGGUCUUCUAAAUGUAAUGAGGCGCUGGAGGGUUUUCCCUUCUCCAUCAGUUCAGUGGGGUGAAGUUUAUUCUUGAAAAAUGUUAUUGCUCUCUCCAAACUUGUCAUAAACAAGGGCUGGUUUAAGCCGGUUUUGAUUUCCAUCUCAGAAACCAAUUGCCGGCCCUUUAGUGGCUGAUGGGAGUUAUGUGCAUCUGUUUUAUGUUGUAAAAAUGUGCAGGAGCUGUGGAGCCAAGGCCGUGCAAGUUGCUGGAAAUGGUGAUCUGCCUCUUUUCUGGGUUCUGGGUUUUUGCUCUUGGGAAUCUGGAUAAAUGAAUGUAUGGUGCAGAGUUGUAGAGUUAGCCUUUGUGUGAUGCACUGAAAAUUAACUUGGCAACAGAGCAGUUAUUGAAAUCGUGAAGCAUGAGAAGAAAAUGGAUGGUGAAGUGUUUACAAAGAGUAAAUUGGAAUAUGUGAAAACCAAUCAAUAUCUUGGAGAUGAAGUUAGUAGAUAGUACAUAUUACCCUCCAUCAAGAUGCUUUAGUUAACGACACACAUACCC